Molecule: messenger RNA, 6452 nt
Organism: Sorex araneus (European shrew)
Lineage: Eukaryota; Metazoa; Chordata; Mammalia; Eulipotyphla; Soricidae
Gene: METTL14
Product: methyltransferase 14, N6-adenosine-methyltransferase subunit
Exons: 11
Coding region: 118-1485 (455 amino acids)
Cellular component (GO): RNA N6-methyladenosine methyltransferase complex; nucleus
Molecular function (GO): mRNA binding
Source: RefSeq, a predicted model, not a curated record
CCCGGCCGCCGGCCGCUCCCGGAGAGUCGCGCGUUCCCCCGGUUGUGGAUGGGAACUGGGCGGGGGUUUCUCUCUGGCGGGGGGCGGGGGGGGCGCGUGAGAACCGGGCGCUGAGACAUGGACAGCCGCUUGCAGGAGAUCCGGGAGCGCCAGAAGCUACGGCGACAGCUCCUCGCGCAGCAGUUGGGAGCGGAAAGUGCUGACAGCAUUGGCGCUGUGUUAAAUAGCAAAGAUGAGCAGAGAGAGAUUGCUGAGACGAGAGAAACUUGCAGGGCAUCCUAUGAUACCUCUGCUCCAAAUGCAAAACGUAGGUAUCAAGAUGAAGGAGAGACAGAUGAAGAUAAAAUGGAAGAAUAUAAGGAUGAACUUGAAAUGCAACAGGAGGAAGAGAAUUUGCCAUAUGAAGAAGAGAUUUACAAAGAUUCAAGUACUUUUCUUAAGGGAACACAGAGUUUAAACCCCCACAAUGAUUACUGCCAACAUUUUGUAGACACUGGACAUAGACCUCAGAAUUUCAUCAGGGACGUAGGUUUGGCUGACAGAUUUGAAGAAUACCCUAAACUGAGAGAGCUCAUCAGGCUGAAAGAUGAGUUGAUAGCUAAAUCUAACACUCCUCCUAUGUACUUACAGGCAGAUAUAGAAGCUUUUGACAUCAGAGAACUGACACCUAAAUUUGAUGUGAUUCUUCUGGAACCCCCACUAGAAGAGUAUUACAGAGAGACUGGCAUCACUGCUAAUGAAAAAUGCUGGACUUGGGAUGAUAUCAUGAAGCUAGAAAUUGAUGAGAUUGCAGCACCCCGAUCUUUCAUUUUUCUCUGGUGUGGUUCCGGGGAGGGACUGGACCUUGGAAGAGUGUGUUUACGCAAGUGGGGUUACAGGAGAUGUGAAGAUAUCUGUUGGAUUAAAACUAACAAAAACAACCCUGGAAAGACUAAGACGUUAGAUCCGAAGGCUGUCUUCCAGAGAACAAAGGAACACUGCCUUAUGGGCAUCAAAGGGACGGUGAAGCGGAGCACGGAUGGCGAUUUCAUUCACGCGAAUGUGGACAUUGACUUGAUUAUCACGGAAGAACCAGAAAUUGGCAACAUAGAAAAACCUGUGGAAAUUUUUCAUAUCAUUGAACAUUUUUGUCUCGGGAGAAGACGUCUUCAUCUGUUUGGAAGAGACAGUACCAUUCGACCAGGCUGGCUCACCGUGGGACCGACGCUGACCAACAGCAACUACAACGCGGAGACGUACGCGUCGUACUUCAGCGCGCCCAACUCCUACCUGACGGGCUGCACGGAGGAGAUCGAGCGGCUCCGACCCAAGUCGCCCCCUCCCAAGUCCAAGUCGGACCGGGGCGGCGGCGCGCCCAGGGGCGGCGGGCGCGGGGGCACGUCGGCGGGCCGCGGGCGCGAGCGGAACCGCUCCAACUUCCGCGGGGAGCGGGGCGGCUUCCGGGGGGGCCGCGGGGGCGCGCACCGGGGGGGCUUCCCGCGGUAGGGCCCGCACCCCGCCUGCACUUUGCUUCGUUGCUCCAAGAGGCUCGCCCGGCCGCCCCCACAAGCCUGGGGGGGCGGGGGGAUGGACGAGUCCUGCAGCCUUUCGUCCCCCGCGGGUCACUCACGGGGGUCUCUUGGGUCUCAGACACGCUGGUGCUGCCAGUCCCCGUGGGAAACUGGCUCGGGUCCCGCAAGCAGCCUGGAGUCGGGGCAGAAGGGACGUUUCUGCCCGGUGCUCUAAAACUCAAACUCUUUCUUUUCUCUUUCUCUCUCUCUUCUCUUUCUCUCUCUCUCUCACUCUCUCUCUCGAACAUUUGACCUUAAACUGAUAUUUGGGUGCAGAAUAAACAGCCCAGCCCGGAGGUGGUGCUCCUAGGGCCCGUGGUGGAUGCUCGCCUGUAGCCAGGGGACAGACUUUAAAAGGGGGGGUGGGGGGGAGGUGGAGGAAGCCAGUCUCCAUCUCAGUCUCUACUUAAUCGUGCUUCCGAAGAGGCGAACGCUGACAAAUAUCCAAGUGCAAGAACUUCGGUGUGGGCAUCACCUUGGAUCGACCGUCCAAGAAGUUUUCUUUUUCUUCGCGAAAUAAAAGCCAGGCAGCCGCCGAGACACCCGGUCCUCAGGGGGUGUGGCGGAAGACAGUCCUUGGAGAUGAGAUGGCAUGCAGCUUUAAACACAAGGAACGCAGGUUUAAGAAAUUCCCACGGUGACAUUUCAAAGUGGGAUCUGCGGGCCGCCUUUUACUGAGGCCAUCGGGGCGGUGUUUGUAAGGAGCUGGCUUUGCAGAUCAGUAUCUGAGUCUGCUGUUAACUUCUCUUUCUUUAUUGCAACUCAUGUCUGAAAUGAAUUUGAUGAAUGAAAUGCCAUUACUGUUCUUGAUAAAUAUAUAUUUUUAAUUUGUGUAUGAUUUUUGUACUGAAAUGUUAGAACUCUGAAAUGUGGAAGUCUGUUCUCCGCCCGGGAAUUACCAUUGUAAUCAACUGAAAAAAAGACUGAUUUAAGAUCAGACUCACUUUUUGGCCUGUGAGACAAUUUAGUGGUUGAUCUGUGCUUCUCACAGGCUCCUAUGAACACCUCCAAGAAGCUCUUGUACCCACUAGGACUUCGUUUGAAGAACUGAAUUGCAGAAAUAGAAUUGAGACCCUUAAAAUACGAUGACUUGCUCAAGCACCAUUAGGCUUGGGUUAAUCUGUGCCAUUUGUAGCAUGUUCAUGCUUUUCUGAUGUAUCAUUGCUGCCAUUUGUGUCCAUUACCACUUGAGCCAUUGGAAACGUGUCUGGCUGGCCGUGGCUGAUUACCAUGUGCUGUGCAUGCCAAGCCCUGGGGAAGUGGGGGUUCCAGCAGGUGGGGUCUGGCUUGGCUUGGUAGCCGGGUCACGCCCCCAGAGUUACCUAGGAAGCACCGCUGAUUCUGAGUUGCGUAGAAGAGCUCCCUGUUCUGAGUCGUUAGCUCGCAAGGUGGACACUUCAGCUCCCCUCGCCUGCAUACCCUAAAGCCGAGCAUGCCAGGCCUUCGCUUCCUCUUCAGCUCACGGGGUGCCUGUGGCAUUCCUGGCAUUCUCUGUGCUGCCCAUGACAGAUCUGUCAUGGCUCGUACUCGGAAUUCCUUUGCAUGUUUUAAAAAUCCUUCGCUUCUUAGUUGCUAAAUCACAACAUUCUGAUGAAUGACAGCACCUUACUUUGUCUCUAAACUGUUGUUCUGGGGCCAGAGCUGGCUGUGCUCAGGGCUUGCUCCUGGUCGGGCUUAGAGGACCGUAUGGGGUGCUGGGAUCCAGCCCGGCCCAGGCAUGUGCAAGGCAAAUCUCUCCACCCCCACAGCAACUUAUUUUUAAGCUGGUACUGUUUUCUUCCUGGACUUAGGCACAUACAAAGUGGUCUUAGAAGUACAGACCCAGAUUUUUGCUCAUUUGUUAAUUCUUUAUUAUAAUUUGAAAAAGUGAUGACUUAGUUGAGACCCAUUCAAAAUGGUAGUUUUGACCUAAGUAUUUAGUUUUUUGUGAGCUAUUAAAAACAUAAACCAUUACUUGCAAGAAAGGCCUCUCAGCCCAAAAGCAUCUUUGUGUCCAUGUGAGACUUUUAGCAUCAUCCUCUCUUGAUGUUGGACUUCAGGAAUUUAGCUGUAGCCUGGGUCUCAAGCAAAUAUAAUUGGUUUUGAAACUACAAUCUUGGCUAUCCAAGGGGAUCAAAUGUUUGUCCAACGGAACCCACUAAAGAUUCUGUUUCUAGUGAAGCCACAUUGUUCCUGGUUUUAAGACCUCCAUUAUUUGUUCAUAAACUUUGCUAGUUGCCACAGAGAAAUCUACCUCAUUUAAUCUAGAAUAUUCUCUUGGUAUUGGAGAGAAAUGUUCAGUUUGAGUAUGUGUUUCUGCCUCUGUACUGGAGAUGUUGAUAAGGAGUUAAAUGCAGUAAGGUGGGUUUUUUACAAGAAUACUUCCAAAUAAUUGGGGAUAUAGAGGUCAACGAUGUGAAACACAGGCACAAAGCAUAUAAUGCUAAUCAGCAAAACAUCUAUGCAAUUUGUUUUAUAGUAAAUGACUUAACUUUUUUCAUUGAAUUUUAUGUAAAAAUUAAACAAGAAUAUUUGUUUUCAGUUCCUUUCUCCCAUUUAUCAUCUGUACCUUAUCAAUUUUGAUGCACUCCUGAACAAAGAUUCAACCUUUUGUGAAUAAUGUAUUCUAGAACCAGAGGAACAUGGCAUUGUUGCUUAAACUGUAUAUUCUACCUCUGUAACCUUGAACAGCACUUCUUUCGCUCUGUGGCCCAUAGCAAAUGGGGAAACUGCAUCUAUGGUAAGAACUGACAGUUUGCUUUUCUCUUAACACCUUUGACAACUUUAACCCUUUGUGGCAAUAUCAUUGUUUGCAUAGGCCCAGUCAAAUGGGAUAUCUUACUGAGAGAUGACAGAACCGAACAUUUGUCAUAUUGGCUUGACUUAAGCUUCAGUUGCUCUAAGACUGACCAUAAAUCCUAACACCCCCAAAUCUGGAGGACAUCGGAUGGACCCCAGGGUGGGCUUUCUGAUACUCUCAGUAAGACAUGCGAGAGCCCAAGAGCUCAAAAAGCACAUUAGUAUGAGGGCAAAGACUUAAAGAGACGGCCACUAAUCAGAAGAGAAUGGCAGAAGUGGAGCCGCUGUCGCCCUCACGACCUGGAGGAAGGACCCUCUGGGGUUAGGCAAACCGAAACAGACUGGCCUGAGGCCUGCAGUAGGAAAAUGUGACCAAAUGCUUCCUGGGAAAAGCCACCUUGCUCUAACUAAAUUUAAAGUUCAAAGUUAUUAUCCCAGGUCUUACUGUGCCUAUGCAAAAUAAGUCGCUUUUACUAAAGACAAAUAAUCUGUUAUGUUAAUUGUAGAGGUGGAGAGAAAAACCAUGCUUCAUGGUUUUGGUGGAAAAACCAUAUUCUUGGUCCACGGAGGUAUAAUAAAACUUCCAGAGAAUUCAGAGAAAAUCAGCCACUCCCUGUAAAGCAGGCCAGGGGGUUGGUUCUCGGAACCUAGGCUCAGUUCAAAGUUGUUGGUUUUUUUUGUUUUUGUUUUUGUUUUUUUUUUUGCUUUUUGGGUCACACCUGGCUAUGCACAGGGGUUAUUCCUGGCUCUGCACUCAGGAAUUACUCCUGGUGGUGCUCAGGGGACCAUAUGGGAUGCUGGGAAUUGAACCCGGGUUGACCGAGUGCAAGGCAAGCGCCAUACCAGCUGUGCUAUUACUCCAGCCCCAGUUCAAAGUUAUUUUAAUUGGGGUCUUGCUAAUCUGUAAUUGUUUUGCCAGAAAGGACCCCCUCAAAAAGGGCAAGAAUAACUUCUCAUAACCUCUAGCUCUUGCGCCUGUCACCCAAUAUUUCUGAAAAGCUAUCUAUGCCCUUGUCCUACCCUCUAAGCAACGUGACAAGGGGAACAGGCAGGGCAAGCUCAGAAAAUGACCCUUAAAAAAGGGACUCAUCAGUAUGAAAUGUCACAAGGGGGACCUAGGUGAUGCUUGAUAAUCUGAUGACCUAAACCCAUCUGGAGAAUCUGUAUGACCACACCAGAAGUUAGUCAUCCUCGCAUCCUCUCCUCUAUUUUAGUGGCCGUUCGGCCAUAGAAGGGCCCUCUAUACUGAGAAUACAGUUAGCCUUUGACCUCCAAGUAUUAUACUCAUCCCCCAGACAUUAGGUCAUUUCUGUGUAGUCUGUGUGUACUAUGCUUGGAAGGGGACACUCUUUGUGAAUGAGCCUAGACCUAUUUUCAACCCAUAAAGAAAGCCUCCCAAUACUGGGGCAGGCUUAACACUUGCUUUCAUGGGAAAUACUUGGACUUGGCUCACUUGGGUCCUGCCCUUCUUGGUUCCUUGGCGGAACUCUGCUUGUCAUAGCUGAUAGGACCUGGCCUUAUAAUCUUCAUGUCAGGUUUAUUUCUCUAGGCUUGAGUCGUCACACUACAGAUGAUGACUCAUGUGGAACCUUGGGUAGCAGGCAACUGAGGCUUGGCAUUGCCCACCUCCAGGCCUCCCUGUUCCUAAGACUCCCCGACUGCACAGGGCCCCCAUGUGACACCCCCAAAGUCAGCACAAAGAAGCCAGGUAGACCCAACACCCUAUUUCCUGACUGCAAUUAGGGCUUCAUCUCUGAGAGGGGGGAAUGAAAAACGAAGCCCCCGUUUACCUUGCCAGCUGCUGUGAGCAGUCCUGCUUUUGGCUGCUCCAUCCGACAUUUUUGACUUCCUGCGAAUUCCUGGGCGUUUCUGAUAAACAAUUGUCCGUCAUAAAGUCCAGCCCCAGAGCUUAGGCUCACAGGGAGACUAAGAUACUGGACAAUACCCAGCCCGACCACCCUAUAGAUUCCUGCGUUCUUUGAUACUUGUCGACUGAUAGGAAAUGCAAAGGGCUUUUAAAAGGCCAACACAAAACUUUUCACUUAGUCCUAUACUAAGUUUCUCCCCACAUGUGGAGUUUCUUUCCCUUUCUUUUACUUUCCAAUAAACUUUUCUACUUUCCAA